Messenger RNA from Penicillium taxi, 816 nucleotides. RefSeq lists its product as uncharacterized. NCBI's taxonomy places the organism in Eukaryota, Fungi, Ascomycota, Eurotiomycetes, Eurotiales, Aspergillaceae. The coding region runs from base 1 to 816 and encodes 271 amino acids. The transcript is spliced from 2 exons. The record is from RefSeq and is a predicted model, not a curated record.
AUGGCUCUCGCAUACAUCCACGUCAUAUCCAUUCUUCAACUCAUUAUAUUCCUUCCAUCGUUCUUUAUUUCAUUAUUUCUCGUCAUUCGCCAUGGACUUCGAACAAACAGCGGUUUUCUAUUUCUCACCACAUUUGCUCUGGCUCGCAUCAUUGGGGCAUGCUGUGAACUCGCAACAAUCAACAAUUCCUCAACCGGAUUAUGGACAGCGGCAGCGAUAUGUAGUGCCAUUGGUCUCUCACCGUUGAUGCUGGCAUGCUCUGGAAUGUUGUCUCGGGUUAACGAAUCUAUUCGAGAGAAUGUUGGUCGGUUUGCUCUCCCAGACCAGACUUUUAUCUUCUACCGAAUUUUCAAUAUUGCCGCGUUGUCUGUGACAAUUGCCGGUAUCUCAGCCAGUAUGAGCGUUGAGGGUCUUCAGAACCCUGAUACCAAGGCCAAAGUUGGCAUGAUUCUUUACAUUGUUGCAUUUGCACUGCUGUGUCUCCUAUUGGCAAUUAUACUUCUACGCUGCAGUUCCAUUCCGAAGGGCGAGCACCGCGCUGUACUAGCCGUUGCCAUUAGCAUGCCGUUCAUUUUCGUGCGCCUAAUCUACGUUGUGCUCAUUUGGUUCUUGCAUGAUCAUACUUUCAACAUGAUUGAUGGUAACAACACUGUGAAACUUGUGAUGUCUGUGCUGGAGGAAUUUGCUGUCAUUAUUGCUUUCCUGGGUAUUGGGUUGACGUUGCAAGUCCGCAGACAGAGUUCAAUUAUUCCAAAAGACGAUGUUUCAGAUCAGACAGGAGUUGAGGAGCUGCCGUUGCCCCAUCAUCAGGCUUAG